Mesorhabditis belari is the source of this 756-nucleotide messenger RNA. Lineage: Eukaryota; Metazoa; Nematoda; Chromadorea; Rhabditida; Rhabditidae. The record is from the annotation of a GenBank genome assembly.
AUGGAAGAAACUCGUCCCACAAAGGAACCAAUGGAGAAUGAUUAUCGUUGUUGCUGUGGAUCGAUGUCAGCAAAAGUCGGGUUCAUCAUAUUGACAAUUUUGAGUCAAUCCGGUGUUUGGUUGACAAUAUUCCUUUUCGGAUUCUUGCUCGUAAUCUACGGCUUCACCGCUUUAUUCACUUUACCGUUUCUUGGGCCUCUCGGAAUCCUUGCCAUAAUCCCGGUUCUUCUCUGCCUUUUAAUCCCAGCUGGAUAUGUUGCUCAAUUUGUCUACUUCUGCCUAUCGAUUUGUCAACCAAAAGCCCAGUAUAUGAAGGUUUUUGGGGUAUUAUCUGUUGUUCUCAAUGGUCUCACCGUUCUUGCCAUGCUUGUUGCCGGUAUCAUCGGUUUUGUUGUUUUGAUGGAAAAACUGCACAACGAUAGCUAUACGGACGAGGAGUACCACAAACAUGUUGGUGGCCUAAUUAGCCUUUUACUUACCAUCAUUCUUACAAUUCUUUGGAUGACUUGGUGGUUACGUGUUAGCCAUCAAUAUUACACCUACUUGAAAAAUCACGAGCGCUAUCUAGCAGAAAACCCACCACCGCAGUACAACUUUGCUCCACAGAAUCCUCCUCAAAUGGGUGCUUAUCCACAACAACCAAGUGGCGUUUACCCACAACAACCCUCAGCCUUUCAAUCAGCUCAAAAUCCACAAUACGUUUACCCGACAAUUUCAGCUCAACCACCUCCAUACGGACUUAUAACAAAAGAAACA